AAUAACAACUAUUUCUAACAUUGCUGAUAUCGGGAUUAUUAUCUUUGCCAAUGAUGAUACUCAAUUGACAAAGUAUAUAAUAAAUGUUUUGCAAAGGAAAGGGGCUCAAAAUAUAAGAAUUUGCUAUCCCGAAAAUUCAAUUCAACAUGCGGAUUUAGACAUUGGGAUUAAAAAAGUUCCUAUCAACUGGAAUAACUUCGAAUGGAGUAUUGAAAAUGCGAUUGUUGUUGUCAGUAUGUUAUAUAACGAUUUUGAUAAGCAAGAAACUUUAUUAAAUGCUUGCAUCAGACAAGAAGUUGCACUGUUUAUCAGCUGGGAUAGCGGAAUGGAAUUAACUAGAUUGCAUAAACGCUUGAUCGAUUAUCAAGCUAUGAAAAAUAAUAAUCCCGAAUCUAUGAAUUGGAUUUUAUUUCAAGUAGGGAUUUUUGAUGAAGAAAUUCUUAAAAACGAUAUUUCUACUAUUACAACUGCUUUCAAUAGUCCAAGUCAAUACAUUUUUUUGAAUGUAACUGUUAAAGAAGACUUAGCAAUGCUAGUCGCUGAAACCAUCACAUCAGAAAAAGUUCUUCCAAAUAGAAAUUAUGUCAUUGGUGAUUUUGUAGCGCACACUUUUCUACAACACGCCUACCAAGUUGCUAAUAAUGGUAUGCAAUUAGAUUCUAACAUGCCAGCCGACAUCUCGGAAUUUGAGACAACAAAUCAAUUGCGUUUAUCUGGAAUUGUUUCAGCCAGGCCGCUUCCUAGAAUACUUUACCCAGGAU
Diversispora eburnea is the source of this 761-nucleotide messenger RNA. Lineage: Eukaryota; Fungi; Glomeromycota; Glomeromycetes; Diversisporales; Diversisporaceae. The record is from the annotation of a GenBank genome assembly.